ACAGCCUUCACUGUUGAUGAUAGCCUAUCUAUCUCUAUAAACAAAACCAACCCCAAAGCUUUUUAGCUCCCUUCCCCAUUUUCUUGUUUCCUUUUUUUCCUCAAUGGUUGUGAAGUGAAAAAGAAAGGGGGGCUAGAAAAUGGAGAUGGGUUCAGGUUCUUCUGGGGCCAGUGACUCCCUCAAUGGUCUCAAAUUUGGGAAGAAGAUUUAUUUUGAGGAUGUGGGUAAUGGAGGAAACACUAGUGGGAGCUCUUCUAAGGGUUUGAAUGUGUCAAUGGCAGCGCCAGCGCCAGCUCAUCCUCCUCCUCCUCCUCCUCCUUCACAGAAGAAGGGGAAGGGGGUGAGCUCAGCAGGGCAGCAGCAGAGCAAUCAGCAGCAGCAGCAGCCACCAAGAUGCCAGGUUGAAGGGUGCCUGGUCGAUCUCACUGGGGCUAAAGCUUAUUAUUGCAGGCACAAAGUCUGUGGGAUGCACUCUAAGUCGCCCAAAGUCGUGGUUGCUGGAAUUGAGCAGAGGUUCUGCCAGCAAUGCAGCAGGUUCCAUCAGUUGCAUGAAUUUGAUCAAGGGAAACGAAGCUGUCGCAGACGCCUUGCUGGUCACAAUGAGCGUCGAAGGAAGCCACCUCCUGGCCCUUUAUCCCCACGUUACGGGAGACUCUCAUCUUCCAUCUAUGAUGGUAGCAGAUUCAGGAGCUUUCUCAUGGAUUUCAGUUACCCAAGGACUCAGUCUCCUCCGUCGAGAAAUCUGUGGCCUGCUGUAAGGUCCAGUGAGCGAGUGGCUGGUGGAAAUCAGUGGCUUGGAAACCCAGCUGGUCCUUGCCAUGAAAUAGUGACACAUCCAUACAUCCAUCCCUCGACUCACUACACUUCUGAGCUUCCACCGAGUGAAUGUUUUGCUGCUGGAGUCACCGACUCCAGCUGUGCUCUCUCUCUUCUGUCAACUCAGCCCUGGGGAACCACUUCCUGUGCUGCCCCCAGAAACCGAGCCCCAAAUAUCUCUGCCAGCAUUGGCCUAGGUGGUACUCCAAUGGGCCAACCGAUCAUCCCGAGCAAUCAUUGCAUGGCUCAUCCAUGGGGUUUCAAGAAUCAUGGAGCUGGUACUAGUCAUCAUGAGAUCCAGCAUGAUAUGGGAUUAGGACACUUUGAUGAUGAUGGCAACGGUCAGUUCUCUGGGGAGCUCGAGCUCGCUCUGCAAGGGAACAGUCAGUGCCCGGCUCAUGGUCCAGUGCGGGCUUAUGACCAUUCUGGCCACGGUGGGCAUUGGUCUCUCUAAAUGACCGUUCUGGCUUUGGUGUGGACCGAUAUUGAUUAUGUAGGUGAUGAAUUAUUGUAUGGAUUUCUUGAUGGUUUAUGUAUUACCCUUAUCUAGAAGGUUGUUUGUUAUCUCCUCUCUGAGGUAUGAUGAACCUGUUUGCUUUGGACCUGAAUUUGCCUGUGGUGGCCUGUUGUUUGUAACUGCUAUCUUAAAACAGUCUUCUGCUAUCUAAUGUUGCCCGGGUUGCUUGCAGCUUUGCUUGCAGCUACUUGUUUCUGUA
Molecule: messenger RNA, 1532 nt
Organism: Asparagus officinalis (garden asparagus)
Lineage: Eukaryota; Viridiplantae; Streptophyta; Magnoliopsida; Asparagales; Asparagaceae
Product: squamosa promoter-binding-like protein 14
Exons: 3
Coding region: 140-1270 (376 amino acids)
Cellular component (GO): nucleus
Molecular function (GO): DNA binding
Source: RefSeq, a predicted model, not a curated record